This is a messenger RNA of Teleopsis dalmanni, 5974 nucleotides long. RefSeq names its product cilia- and flagella-associated protein 44. The record is from RefSeq and is a predicted model, not a curated record. NCBI's taxonomy places the organism in Eukaryota, Metazoa, Arthropoda, Insecta, Diptera, Diopsidae. Gene Ontology annotation, molecular function: protein binding. The transcript has 13 exons. Bases 49 to 5952 code for a protein of 1967 amino acids.
GCAAUAUAAAAAUAAACAAAUAAAAUAUAAAACUGACUGUGAAUUACAAUGGAUAGACAUCAGAGGCAUUCUCAGUUCACAUAUGAACAAUUCAAUCUUAGAUAUUCAUUUGGUUACGAUUGUAAACGUUUGCGAAAUUUGUGUCACAUUGACAAGAAUACUUUGGUCUUUGCAUCCGGCAACUACAUCCAUUAUUUCGAUAUAAACUCCAAGAGAGUCACGUUUAAAGAAACCAAGUACGGUGGUUGCAUUGGAUUUAUAACACGAAACGAACAUCCCAGAUUUAUCAAGUUGCUUACUGUUGCUGAGAAUGGCAGCAGGCCUAUUAUAUUUAUAUAUGAAUACCCUUCACAUAAGAUACGUAUCACACUUAUAGAUGCGGCGAAAUCUUGCUUUACUUGCGGAGCAUAUCAUCCGAAUGGUGAAAUCUUUGCUUCACAGGCAGGCUAUCCGGAUUUCAUGCUUACCAUUUGGCGCUGGCAAAAAGCUGAGAUUGUUUUGCGUGCUAAAUCUUUUCAGAGCGAUAUUUUAUGUGUCCAUUUUUCAUUGUACAAUCCAAUUAUGAUUGUUACCGCCGGAGUGAGCCACAUUAAAUUUUGGAAAAUGGCCAACACAUUUACGGGACUAAAGUUGAAAGGGGAUUUGGGUCGUUUUGGUAAAACAGAUUUUAGCGAUAUUUAUGCAGUGUACAUGUUGCCAGAUGAAAAUGUUAUAUCCGGCUGCGAGUGGGGUAAUAUGUUGCUAUGGGAGGCUGGCCUAAUUAAAUUUGAAAUUUGUCGUAAGGAUGGUAAGCCAUGCCAUGCAAAACCGAUAACCGGUAUAUCUCUGCGAGACGGUGAGGUAACUACAAUCGGUAUGGAUGGUUAUGUGCGCGUAUGGUAUUGGGAAACAGUUGAUAUAGCCGAUCCUCCUGAUGAUCAUCGUUUUGUAGAGAUUGAGCCAAUUUAUGAAAUUUACAUCGGAGAUUGCGAAAUAAGGGGUUUACAAAAAAUUAAACCUUUUAAUAUAAAUGAUCACACAUACUAUGUACAGGAUGGUAAUGGUGGUAUUUGGUGGAGUGAUAUAAGUACUAGAGAAGUGCCGAGAAAGUCUUAUAAACUUUAUUCAUGUCAAGGUGGUAAAGUUGUUGCAGGUGCAGCAAGUCCAGUUGGUCAUCAGUUUAUGACUUUGGGCGAAGAUGGGAAAAUAUUCUUAUAUGAUUACAAAAGACAUUAUGUAAUGAUCGAGCAUAAAUUUGACGCAAGUGGUACGGAUCUGUUGUGGUUUAAUAGAGCUAUUUCAGUUACUGGUAUGGAAAUUGUCGCUAGCUUUGGCAAUGGUGUUGUAAGGCAUUUGUACAUCGAUAUAGGUGGUAGAAAACUUAAAUUAUUGCAUGUUUUUAAGCCACAUGUAGCAAAUAUAACAAAGAUUAGCAUAAAUGUACUAGGGAAUAUAUUAGUAAGUGCAUCUGCUGAUAAAACAUUAUUUAUAUUUCGUAUGGAUCGUACCCCACAACAUUUGCUUAAAAUGAAACCAAUGGGAUAUAUAACGUAUACUUCAAUACCAAGAGCCCUUAAUUGGCAUAGAAAUCAGCCAGACAUUAUUUUAGUGGGCACUACAGCUGGUGAGAUUUAUGAAACAAAACUCGUUAUUGACGUCACUGAAGAAGAGACAUAUUUGAGUUAUGAUAUUAAUUCGAGAGUAACCCAUAGAUAUACGAAAUUUGUUUCGGUAAAGAGUAGAAUAAGGCGUGAUAUUAGACGAGAGCAAAUAAAAAGAAGAAAGGAAUUAAAACGUCAACGCAAAAUGGAGGAUAUAGAGAAGCUUUUACGAAAUAAUCCAGGACUACAAAUUGAUUUAGAAAUCGCUUUAGCUGAUUCUGAACCAGACGAAGAAGAAGAACCAUUAUACAUACCUCCAAAACCUAAUCCAAUCCUAUGGUUGAGAUAUAUUAACAAGGAUUCUGUAUGGGUCUCAAUGGGUGGCUAUGACUCUGGAUAUAGCUAUGAAAUAGGAUUCCAUCAUCAUGAACCAAUACGCUCUAGAAUUGUGCCUGAUGCUGAUGAUCUGGAAAUACAUUCUUACUUAGACAUUGAAAAUUUCUUAGUAUUUGGAUUUAUUAAUGGCAAAAUACGUGUUACGCGUACAGUUCCAAAUGAUUUUACGCAGCUAAGGAAUUACUCGUCUAAAACUAUGCAUGAUCUGCGCACUGGAAUUGUAUCACGUUUAUUUUUAAGUCAUGAUGGUUCAUAUUUAUUUUCUACCGGUUACGAUGGUAAUAUAUUUAUGUAUAGUUGGCAUGGUCCAAAAGUUGUGCAACCAAAAAGUGCAUUACAUUUGCAACCAAUACUACCACCACUCGUAGAAGAUAUUGAUGAUCCGGAACAACCCUCCAUGGAACAAGAGAAAAUAUAUGCUGAACAGAAACGUCAAGCGGAUGCAGCACAAGCUCAUGAAGAAAAAAUAACUACUGAAAUUGCUGAGCUACAAGUAAGGUUUAAUGAAUGUAUCCGUGAGAUGAAAGAUUUCCCUGAUCAGAGUCAUGUGGAAACUUUAUCAAUGUUACAAGAUGAGAAAGUUAUUGACGAAAUUCGAGAUGACCUCAAUGCACAAUUAGAGGAUGUAUAUGAAGAUAUGGCUUAUGAUGUUGAAUAUAUCGAAUUAGCAAAAACAAAACUAUAUAAUUACUUUAUAAGGGAAUUGGAUUAUAUACCAAUCAAAAUACCCAGCAUCAACGGCCUUGAAGCAGUCUUUGCUUUUCGUAUGGUGGGUCUACAUGAAGAAUUCCAAGCAUUAAAGGACGAUGUUAAGCGCCGUUUACUUUUAGAAACAAAAAUCGAAAUCCGUAGAAAGGCUGCUGUAGAAGAAGAAGAACCUUUCGAACCAAUACCACCAGAAGAAGAAUACUUCUUUGGACUUGAUCCAGAUACACUGUUACCACGUUUCACCAAACGAAUGAUGAGGGUUUUAGUACAGUAUCGUCAACGAUUCAUUGAUGAUCAGUAUGCUGUACAUGAUAUGGAAGUAUGGGAAAAGAAAGAACCGGAUCCAACAAAAAAUCUGGAAGAUGAUGAUAUUGCGUUGGAAAUUGCUAAAAAAACAAUCGGUGAUCACAAAUUAAAGUUAGGUUAUGAUUUUGAGCCUCAGCCGCAUGAGACCGUAACUUAUAAAUAUUUUGAAAUACUAGAAUUGGAGGAAGUCUAUUUUAAUAUUUUAACGAAAUUUAAUCGUAAAAUUUUCAAAGUGCGCGAAGAAAAGUCUAAACUAUUCGAAUAUUUGAAUGCUCAGUAUUUACGCAUAAGUGAAAUUCAUUCGUUGAUACCACCACAUAUUAAAUUGUAUUUACCAGAUAUUUUACCAAUAAAUAGAGAAGAAGAAAGUCCUGAAUAUAAUUUAGUGCCACUAGCCAAAACCGACUAUGACAUAAACAUUGAUUCAUUGCUUUAUAUGGAAUAUACAGUUGAUGAUUUAUUGAAUGAUAUUGAUAGACGGAGAGAAAGGGAAAGACGGAUAAAAUCAAAUCAUACUCCAUUAUUUGUAAGUGAACAGCAAAAAUUUAGAUCGUACAAUAUUCCCGAAGUAGGAGAAUUUGAUGAAAAUACAAUACAAAAUCAGUUACGAAAAUUACCAGAACUGACAUCGUCAAUUUACUUUAAGCCUUUUUUCGAAGACGGUGUAACAUCGCCAUGGCUUCGUGAAUGCCAAUAUCGUUACCUUGUAAAUUAUGCGCAUGAGCAAAGAGAAAUCAUACAAAGCUCUCUCGAUAAAAUGGAAGGAUUUAAUGUUAAGAUACAACAAAUGGCAAAAGAUCGCUAUUCCCAAAAGUUUGUAAGUGAAUUCAUACACACCUAUUUGACAUCAAUGGAUCAAGAACUAAUAGUGUUACGAGAUAGUGAAACAAUUGAAAAUACUUUGAAGGAGAAUUCGGAAAUAGCUCUAAAAUCGAUUGCCAAAAUGGAUAAGGAAAUUAUUAGAUUAACAGAAAUAAUUGAAGAACACCGCAAAGUAGCAGAUGAACUAAUAGAAAAUAUAACGUUUCUAUCAAAUACCUUCUUGAACAGCAUAAAAAAUCAUCCAUUCUUUAAUUUCUUGCGCAGAAUAUUCAAAAAAAAGUAUAGACCACCCAAACCACCUAAAACUACUGAUGAGUCAUCAUCAUCGACAUCAUCUGAUGAUGAAACGACGUCGGAAGAGGAAAAUGUAGACGACAAAAGUCUCGACUCACAAGACAUGACUACCAUACGUUUGGAUGAAGAGCAUUGUCCUGAAGGCUUGGAGAGAAGUACUUAUGACGCGGCAUUCGUACAAAGAGCAGAAAGACAUGAGUUAGAAAGGACAUUACAGGAGGAGCAAAAAUUUAUAAAUGAACAUGUCAGAGAGCUCAAAGGAUGUGAAAGAGAAAAACAUAAUGCAACAUAUAAAUUUAAUCAACAAAAGCGAAAGUUAUUUGAAUUCCGGACGCUGCGGCAAGCAGAGCUGAAUAGAAUAAAAGUCGCCGUUGUGAUUAAAGUUAAGCAGAUACAACAUUUUUAUAAAGAUCCCAUUAAGGAAUUGGAUGACGGCAUACUUUUUGAGUGGAUGCAUUUGGUGCGAUUGAGAAAACGUGUCAAGUCACUGAAAUCUGAAAAUAGAGAAGUCAAUCGAGAAUACAGAAUGAAUAUAAUCCAUUUAAGACGCAUGAGAGCAGAUAUCAAAUUCAUGAGAAAGGAAAACAAGCGGCUAAAAAUUGUUAUUAAGGAUGAAACAUAUAAGAAGUUCGGCAUUUUUCUCGAAAUCGAUGAACUGGAUGAGGAGAUGCUGACUAAGUUUGUUUUUGAUAUGGAAACGAAUUCCGAUGCGCUCUAUCGAAGAAUUAAUAGACAAUGUAGUAGGCUUGAGAAAUAUUUAGUACCAUUAGAGGAAAGGCUUAUUGAACUAACAAAAUCGUCCACAUCAAAACGUAACAUUUUGAUAAUGCUUAGCGAGGAAAGAAAAUAUAUGCAAAAUUUGAUAAAAACCCAGAGAGCUGAUUAUGAAAAGUACAAUAGGCCACCGGAUUUGGAAUUAGUAGAAGAAAUUGAAAAACUUGUCUCUACAAUACAUCAUCAAGAAGAUGAAAUCAAGUGUAUAGAACGUGAGAUAUGUAAACUACGUACGAAACCGAAGCCUCUACAAGUCGUUCCGAUUCCUGUUGGUGAAGAAGGAUUUAUUGAAGAAAUAUCUGAAGCGGAAGAAGAAAUAUGUCCGGAGUUUACGAAAACCUUUGCUUUCGAUAUGCGUAAAAUUCCAGAUGAAUUUACUUUAGAGCGUGUUGAAUCGGUUGUUUUAAGAACAUUUGCGAAGUAUUUACGGAGUCAUUCGAGUGAGGAAAACAUACGGAAAUGUGGACGAAAAGUAACACGUUAUUUAACACAAGCGGCACAGACAUUACAAGGUGAAAUUAGCGACCCCAUCAUUGAGUGCAUUACCGAAAAUAUGCAAGCCCUCAUGCCUAAAAAAUAUUUAAUUUAUCUUAGCAAUGAGGCUUUGAGAAAGUUGUUCACUGAUAUUGUUGCUAUUGUGGAGUAUGAAAUAUCUGAAGUUAACUCUGAAGAAGUAAUAACAAGUGCGAUCGCCAAUGCUUUCGAUGAAUUACCAGAAGAUCCAACUAUUCUGAAUAAAACACAAUAUCUUCUUGAAAGACUUUUUGUAGAACUAAUUGAUGUGUUGACUUUGGAAGAACUUGAAGAGCAUCGUCAUUUACUUGAAAAUUUAUUAGCACAAAGUAAAAUUAUACAACCACGUUGUAUAGAUCCUUUCAAAAUAAUAAAUCUAAUGAACAAACAUGCAAAAAAGAAUCUAAUGGAUCACAUAACAUUAGCAGGAAUACAACGUAUAGUACCGUUAAUACGUGAUGAACUUAUGGAACUCAUAUAUUCAAAAUUAGAUUGCAAGGUUGUAAAUGAUUUUAUAGAUAUAAAAAGAGUUAAGAUGAAGAAACCCAAUGAGUACUGAAUUAAUAUUUAAUUUUUUUAAG